AUGCCUCUUGAGAUCCUUUUCUUCGGCGCUGGCGCCAUUGGAGCAUUCUAUGCCUCCCGAGUGGCCCUCAACUCAGACACCAACGUCUCUGUGAUCUGCCGAUCGAACUACGCCGAAGUAGCAAAGAACGGCUUUCGCAUAAGCUCAUCACAAUACUCAAACUACCAAUGGCGGCCAACGCGGACCUUCAAGUCCGUCCAAGAUGCCCAUAGCAGCGGGGUCAAAUGGGACUUUGUCGUGGUCUGCACUAAGGCACUACCCGACCUCUCCGACGACUCCAAGCUCAUCGAACCCCUAAUAAGACCCGAGACCGCGAUCGUGUUGAUCCAAAAUGGCCUUGGUGUUGAACCGCCCUAUGCUCAACGGUAUCCCCAGUCCAGCAUCCUCAGCGCCGUCACCAUCGCGUCCUGUGCUCAGGUAAGUGACGGCCACAUCAAGCACAAUCGAUGGACCCGGAUCAACGUGGGCCCAUACUUCUCGGACUCGACUUCGUCGUCCGCCAAAGACAAAGCAACCGCUCAAAACCAGACUUUUGUCGACCUGAUGCUCAAAGGAGGUGAGAUCAAAGACGCCGUCGCCGACACUCACGAAAAACUCCAGCUCGUCCGUUGGCAUAAGAUCGCCAUCAACGCCUCAAUGAACCCUUCCGCGGUCCUCGCUGGGGGGGCCACCAACGAGGAAAUGUCCAACGACUCCGAACUCUACACCCACCUGAAAGGCGUCAUGGACGAAGUCCUAACGACCGCACCCAAAGUCAUAGGCCAGCCGUUCCCCUCAUCAUUCGCCUCGCCGGAAGCGAUCCUCCGAUCCACGCAGAAGAACAAGUCAGGAAGCAAACCAAGCAUGUUACUCGACUGGGAGGCAGGCAAGCCAAUGGAGCUGGAAGUCAUUCUGGGUAACCCCAUCCGCCUUGCCAGAGUAAAGGGCUACGAGAUGCCAAGAAUGCAGACUUUAUAUGCUCUACUCAAAAUGAUGCAGAAGCAAAGGGAGGCAAAGAAGGAGAAUCGGAGUAAACUUUAA
Molecule: messenger RNA, 1020 nt
Organism: Exophiala viscosa
Lineage: Eukaryota; Fungi; Ascomycota; Eurotiomycetes; Chaetothyriales; Herpotrichiellaceae
Product: 2-dehydropantoate 2-reductase
Exons: 1
Coding region: 1-1020 (339 amino acids)
Biological process (GO): pantothenate biosynthetic process
Cellular component (GO): cytoplasm
Molecular function (GO): 2-dehydropantoate 2-reductase activity
Source: RefSeq, a predicted model, not a curated record